GAGGCUGACGCGAAAGUUGCUUUGCGUCGUACAAGGACGUGGUCUGUGGAAGAGUAGUAGCUGAAACUGUAGCAAUCCGGCUAGUCCAGAGUUGCACAGGGAAACUUAGCGAUGAUUACUAUACAGUUGAAGACCAUCGCCACCAUCUCCUUUCUACAGUGCUUGAUUCAUGGAGUGCUUUGUCUGGUUUGUCCUAGCACAUGGCCCCCUUAUUCAGGGCCUCCAAUACCGAACAUUCCAGACCACUUCUCGAGCGACAUGAUCACUACUGACAUUGUUAAUGGAGCUACAUCCUACGAAAUGAAAAUUGAGAGAAUGUACGUAGAUGCAAAAAGAAAGCUAAUGGCAACAGAGCAAGGUGGAGAUUUUGAAAUUGGAGGAAGGAAAAUGAUAAUGGAUCACAACCGGAAACAGGCUAUGAUUAUUUCAAAGAAGAAAUGCAAUGUUACAAGUAUUUCAGACAUUCCACUUGAUGGAUUAAGGCCAUAUGGAAAUAACGAAUUCAGCUCUGGGAAUCAGCUUUUUCGCUUUGGUAAAGACUAUCACCUUGUUUACAAUGGAAAUUUUAGCUAUGAAGAUAAAGUAUUGGAUGCUUGGACAGAAUGUCUGCCUGCUCUGGGAAAGGGCAAUGACUUCAACAUAUCUGUGCAGUACCUUUUCACCAAGAAAGAUUCAAAGCAUGGCCAACAGUUCUUUGGAUUUUCAGCUGCAGCGUUAACUAAAAACCAGACUAUAAUGGUAAAGUUUGUUAACAUGAACCCUGGCACUCCUUCACCAGAGCAUUUGCAGGUGCCAAAUGAUGUCUUUUGUAAUAUGACAACAACCAAGGUUCAAUUACCCCGGUUUCCCGACGAGUUUGAAAUGAAUAUUGAAGUUCUUAUGUUAUCUAACAAAACUGGCUUCAAUGCUCGGGAUUACAUCGACACUAAAGAGAAAUAUUUUAGGUCGGAUCAUCAUCACAGAGAGAAUGGUGUUUUUGUUCCAGUCCAUGAAAUUCAUGACUUUAACACAGGUAUAAUGUACACCAUUGAUGUCAACACGUUUGAUUGUAAGGUCAAGCCACUGAGUAACCGUAGUUGGGAUUCAGUAGAAACGGAAGACCACCAUCAUAUUCGUAUGAAAACCACCAAUGAAUUCAUGGGAAUUGAUGGGCAAAGAUAUAUUCAUGAAGGUUUUACGACCGUAAGAGGGAUACCUGUGGAUGUGUUUUCAAAUAUGAUGCCUAGUAGGAGACAUCCUGGGCAAAUGGUUUUGCGAAAGUGGUAUUUUUCACGGCCUGACUGGAAAAUUGGUGGAAUGGAAGGACCUUUAAAUGACACUCGCGUACCGGUUAUGUUAACAUGGGGUCAUGAUGGCCGAAAAAGCGUUAUGAAUUUCUUUAACUAUGAUCCUGUGGAAACUGCUAAUCACAUUUUAUGGCCACUACGUGCAUGCUAUUCGAACAACCGGCAUUACAUGUACUUUCGACUUAGUGGCCAAUACGAUUCGUUUGGUGCUGAACAUCAAAGAUCACUUACAAAUUCAAUACGCAAUUCAUUGGCUAAAGCAGCUGGUAUCAGUAAGCUUAGAGUGUCAUCUGUCUUGAUUUUUAAAUCCGGUUAUGGAGGUGUUGUUGCCGUCCGGGUUUAUGUGCUAGGUCUUCCCCCUGUCAAGGGUUCGGUCCUAGUUCUGCAUCCGAAACACGAGCUACCUUUGAAGACUGCAGUUGACCGCAUACGGGAUUCAAUCACCUCUGGAAAAUUCAAGGUUCUCGUUAAUGUGAAAGAUGCUACUGGAGUCAAGGUUAAGUCACUACCAGCGCAGAAAGAUUCAUAUUAUGAUGUGUUUGUCGAUGGUCCAGACCCACAGCCCCCCAAUAGUGUUAAAAAAGGCAAGGCAGGAAUGGCUGCUGGAGCAGUUGCGGCGAUAUCAAUCGCAUUUAUCGUGAUUGCGGUCCUUCUUACGGUCGCCCUGAUGCACUUCAUUCUCAAAAGACGUGGAAUUCAAUUGUUUCAAUAUUCAAGGCACUCAGAUGACCCUACUGCAUAGACCUUCCUUCUACAAAUGAGAAGAGACGGAUUAUCGAUGAAUUCUUGCCACAAGUUAAAAUAAAGGCACAUAAUUAACAUAAUUAAAUACUACAUAAUUAAGUUUGUUGUAUUUUCAGUAUAACGUGGGAUGUGAUAUCGCCUCACUUAAAGACUAGAAUGAUAAUUAGAUGUUGGUAUUAUUUUUGCCAUAAGUUUUCACUUUUGAGUGGUAGCCGACAGUAUACCCCGGCAAAGCAUGACUUAAUUAUUCAAAAUUGAGUUACAAAAAGUUGUUCUCGGGUCUUGUUUUAAAUGUGCCUAUUGGCGUUGAAGGUUUAAAGGUUGUUACACAAGGCUUAUAUCUAAAACAUGUAUUGGUUGAUGAUGCCUGGCAAUAGGGGUGUCUUGUAGCAAUUGACGGUUCAGGAGACAAUAUCCUUUGAUAUAAAACCUUAUGAUGUUAAUCAAAGAAAGCUGGUCUGUGAGCUCUAAAUUUUAGGUUCUACUUUGCGACUAUUUACUGUAUACAAAGCAGUUCUAUUUUAUUCUUAUAUUUUAACUCGUUAGCUCUGUUUUAAACAUAACGAGUUUAACUACCCUAUGGACAGAUUCAACUGUGCAUGCAACCAAGUUGUUUUUUCUUUGCAAACCAACAGCAUUUUAUUCGUGUAUUAUGGCAGUCCUAAAAUAAAGAUCCGUUUUGUUAGAAUAUCCUGUUAUAAAAUUCGAAUAGCUAGUUAUCGUCAAAAGCUCUCCUUUUCUAUUGAUUCCUUGAAAUUCAGAAUAAAAAUCAGGUUAACCUGUAAAAUCAGUAAAAAUUAGUAAAAUGGCAUAAUCUAAUAUCCUACUUGACUCUUUCUUUCGUUCCAUGUAUUUAUGUAGUUGAUAUCUUCUUUAGAGAUCAACAAACAUGUAUAGACUGAAUUUGACGAGGUCGUAGCAAUUGAAAAAUGUGUAGCCGUUGCUUUAUGUAGUGGAAACAGCUUGCCAAGUAAGCAUUUUACAACUAUUGUGAUGUUACAUUGAAGCUCCAGUUUUUUUAAAUCCCCUUGCAAAGUUUUUGUCAUGUCGUAUAUGCUUAACUAAUGAAUAAUGAGGAUUAAAUAUGAUGAGCACUA
Messenger RNA from Rhopilema esculentum, 3127 nucleotides. RefSeq lists its product as uncharacterized. NCBI's taxonomy places the organism in Eukaryota, Metazoa, Cnidaria, Scyphozoa, Rhizostomeae, Rhizostomatidae. The record is from RefSeq and is a predicted model, not a curated record.